GUGUUGUUCCAAAUCAUGCUGUGGAAUGGCGAACGGGAAGGGGGAAAUUCAACAAGCUUAUGUACAGGAGAGUGAUUCGUCAAACGCAGUGGAGUAUAACAGUGGCACCUCCCCAACCUAUUGUGCAGAUGCAAUUGUUAGAGAAUUCUGAAACAGUGGUUUAUUAAGUUUAUUGAGGAACUGAGGAAAAAAUAAUGCCAUCAUUAAAGUGACAGAAGGAGAAGAUAAUGUCACUGUACCGGGGGAAAGUGAGAUGCACCAGAAGACCUACAAUUUUGAUGAUAUUUUGACAGAUAUAUCCCCCGAGUCUUCUGGUGGAAUGGAGGAUGGAUUCAGAGAAUUUGCAGUACUUCUCUGUGGCCUAGGACUCACUGUGGAUGAAAUCAGACUUGUGAAACAACGCAAUAUCGACAUAGAGACAUUUCUAGCAUUAAAAGACACUGACUUAAAAAUUAUUGGAAUUGAGGAUGAGGAACGAAGACGUAAGCUAAUUGAAGACAUGCAAAAUCUCUCGUCAAAACAACAGCCUCAGGAAAAUAAGGCACAUAUGAAAUCCAAUUCCGCAAUUAGUGUACAAGAAGGGCAGCAAAUUGUAUCUUUGACUGCAACACAUUUAGAAGAGCUGGAUUUGGUACUGGACACCCUGUUAAAGGCAGUCGCCCAAAAUUAUGACGACGCUUUUGUGGAUGAACAGUACUCCUCUAAAGCCGUCUUGCUUGUGGUAUUGCAAUUGGCGAUGGAGCAAGCAUAUUGUCUCCAUAACCAGCUUCAAAAACUGCCUGGAGAAUUGUCUCAGAUGAGAAAGCAGUCCGACAGUCGGAGGGUGAAAUAUUUCUCCUCGAAAGUCGUGGGGCUUUUGGUGCCUGCCACAGCAGUGGCAGUGAUAGCGUUUUGGAAAAUGAAAAAACAUUUACUCUCACAUAUUGUGUGAAACAUUUUUAAAAAGUAUGCCCAUUGAGAACAUAAGACUGCUUAUGUCUUUAAAUUAUUAUUUGUGUUGUAAGAUAAGACAUUAUUUAUUACUGGCUUACCGUAAUACAGACAUAAUUGCAGAUAAUUUCAUUACAACACACAGCAGUAUAUUGUUUUUAUUUCCAUUGAUCUCAAAUCCAGAAGAAGAAAAUGCACAGCACAUCAAA
Schistocerca piceifrons (Central American locust) is the source of this 1139-nucleotide messenger RNA. RefSeq lists its product as uncharacterized. Bases 254 to 931 code for a protein of 225 amino acids. The transcript is spliced from 6 exons. The record is from RefSeq and is a predicted model, not a curated record. NCBI's taxonomy places the organism in Eukaryota, Metazoa, Arthropoda, Insecta, Orthoptera, Acrididae.